Molecule: messenger RNA, 1777 nt
Organism: Ricinus communis (castor bean)
Lineage: Eukaryota; Viridiplantae; Streptophyta; Magnoliopsida; Malpighiales; Euphorbiaceae
Product: beta-1,6-galactosyltransferase GALT31A
Exons: 11
Coding region: 328-1539 (403 amino acids)
Cellular component (GO): Golgi membrane
Molecular function (GO): hexosyltransferase activity
Source: RefSeq, a predicted model, not a curated record
UCGUGACCUCUGUCACUGCAUUAUUUUUUUGUUUUUCCUUUUUUCUGUGACAAAACAAUGAAAGCAAACAUAAUUACAGCCUGCCUAUUCUCCUUGUGAUGAUUUAUUGGAUUUAAAAAGCUUAAAGCUGCAAGAAAAGCAACAUUAUUUUCAUUUUCCCAUCCUUCCUUUCCUAUUUAGACAACGAUCAGCUACUGGCUUUUAUUUUUUCGUUCUUUUCUUUCUCUAAAGCGCAAUGGGGUCUUUUGUUUUCUCAUUGUAGCACCAAAAAAGUUUUCCUGCAAGAAGGAAGCUUUCUUAUAGCUGAAGCUCUUUUGUUUCAAAUUAAUGGGUUUGAGCAGACCUCAAAAACCCACUAAUGGAGUCUCUACCAGAUGGGUUUCUAUCUUCUGCAUUGCUAGCUUCUUCUUGGGUGUUCUUGUUGUCAACAGGUUUUGGACCAUUCCAGAUCCAGCCAAAGUAGAUGAGGAGGCUUCAUCUGUGAAUGAGUAUCAAUCAAAAUUGUCUCAUCCUGUACUUAAUUGUGAAAAGAAGGAGACUUCUGUCCAGGCAGGGGACAUCCUUUCUCAAGUUUCACAGACUCACAAUGUAAUUAUGACACUAGACAAAACAAUCUCCUCAUUGGAAAUGCAGCUGGCUGCUGCAAGAGCUGUUAAAGGUGACAGUGAAGAAGGAUCUCCAAUGGGUACCAAAUCUGGAACAGAUCCCUUGAAGGAGCGGCAAAAGGUUUUCUUUGUUAUGGGCAUAAUUACUGCAUUUAGUAGCAGAAAACGAAGGGACUCAAUUAGAGAAACUUGGUUGCCCAAAGGAGAGGAAUUAAAGAAGUUGGAAACAGAGAAGGGUAUCAUAAUUCGAUUUGUAAUAGGACACAGUGCAUCACCAGGGGGUGUUUUGGAUCGUGCUAUUGAUGCAGAAGAGGAGCAGCACAAGGAUUUCCUGCGGCUGAAUCAUAUUGAAGGAUAUCAUGAAUUGUCAUCGAAAACACAGAUAUACUUCUCAACCGCAGUUUCUAGGUGGGAUGCUGACUUCUAUAUUAAAGUUGAUGACGAUGUACACAUAAAUCUUGGAAUGAUUGGAUCUACUCUGGCCCGCCAUAGAUCAAAACCCCGUGUUUAUAUUGGUUGUAUGAAAUCUGGACCUGUCCUAUCACAGAAAGGUGUUAAGUACCACGAGCCAGAAUAUUGGAAAUUCGGUGAGGAAGGAAACAAGUAUUUUAGGCAUGCGACAGGGCAAAUAUAUGCAAUUUCCAAGAAUUUGGCCACCUACAUCUCAGUAAAUCGGCACAUACUUCAUAGAUAUGCAAAUGAAGAUGUUUCCAUGGGAUCUUGGUUUAUUGGUCUUGAUGUUGAGCAUAUUGAUGACAGAAGCCUCUGCUGUGGAACUCCACCUGAUUGCGAGUGGAAGGCUCAAGCAGGAAAUCCUUGCGCUGCAUCAUUUGACUGGACUUGCAGUGGCAUUUGCAAGUCAGUGGAAAGAAUGGAGGAGGUACAUCAGCGUUGUGGAGAAGGCGAUGGGGCAAUCUGGCAUACGAGUUUCUGAAAAAAAUUUCACUCCUUAGUGAUUGUAAAGAUAGUUUGUGUGUGUGUGUGAUGUAGAACUGUGGUCGGAGAGCACCAUAUGCCCGAUUUUUGCCAUUUGAUGCCUCGGACAUUUGGUGCAUGAUUAAAUUAAUUACUGCACAUACAGAUUGUCAAUCAAAGCCAAGGAAACGAAAAGAAAAAGUUGUAUCUCUUCUCUUAGCUACGGCUUAGAAAACAUUACAAUUCUUUGUUGAUAA